Aspergillus alliaceus is the source of this 710-nucleotide messenger RNA. RefSeq names its product histone H2B family protein. The transcript is spliced from 5 exons. Gene Ontology annotation, molecular function: DNA binding; protein heterodimerization activity; structural constituent of chromatin. The coding region runs from base 180 to 605 and encodes 141 amino acids. Gene Ontology annotation, cellular component: nucleosome. The record is from RefSeq and is a predicted model, not a curated record. Gene Ontology annotation, biological process: nucleosome assembly. Lineage: Eukaryota; Fungi; Ascomycota; Eurotiomycetes; Eurotiales; Aspergillaceae.
GCUUUCGCGGGCUAGUAUAAGUAGCGCGCCUCCCUCGUCACCGCGUCUUCAUUAUUCUUGUUCUCCUCCUCAUUCUACGUCUACCUUUAUCAACGACUUCAACGCCUGCACUUUUACCAUUAUUUAAUUCUCAACUUCAGUCGUUUUAAAACCAAACCCUUUUCCAACUCACUUUUAAAAUGGCACCCAAGGCUGCUGAGAAGAAGCCCAGCACUGGUGGCAAGGCCCCAGCUGGCGGCAAGGCCCCGGCUGAAAAGAAGGAGGCUGGCAAGAAGACCGCGGCCGCCGCCUCUGGCGACAAGAAGAAGCGUGGAAAGACCAGGAAGGAAACCUACUCUUCCUACAUUUACAAGGUGCUGAAGCAAGUUCAUCCCGAUACUGGUAUUUCGACUCGUGCUAUGUCUAUCUUGAAUUCUUUCGUCAAUGACAUCUUCGAGCGCGUCGCGACUGAGGCUUCCAAACUGGCCGCUUACAACAAGAAGUCCACGAUCUCGUCAAGGGAGAUCCAGACCUCUGUCAGACUCAUUCUGCCUGGCGAAUUGGCGAAGCAUGCUGUGUCGGAAGGCACCAAGGCUGUUACCAAGUAUUCGUCGUCUGCCAAAUAGGUCUGGUUGCGCAGUAGCGACUUACAAACGAGGGUUCGAAAUCUGAAUUACUUUCAUAUGUAUACUGGUUGCUUCUACUAAAAGGCUUCAGGGGGUGCUGGCGCU